This is a messenger RNA of Scheffersomyces amazonensis, 2022 nucleotides long. RefSeq lists its product as uncharacterized. Gene Ontology annotation, cellular component: plasma membrane; cytosol; cytoplasm. The record is from RefSeq and is a predicted model, not a curated record. Bases 1 to 2022 code for a protein of 673 amino acids. The transcript has a single exon. Gene Ontology annotation, molecular function: ubiquitin protein ligase binding; protein-macromolecule adaptor activity. Gene Ontology annotation, biological process: ubiquitin-dependent endocytosis. Lineage: Eukaryota; Fungi; Ascomycota; Pichiomycetes; Serinales; Debaryomycetaceae.
AUGUUCAGUCAUAAUAAUUUAAAUUUAGCAUUAUUUGAAAUAAAACUAGCUUCACCUCAUAAGAAUUUAAUAUUGUUGAAGGGGAAUCAAAAUGAAGUAGAGAAUGUACCAUUCGAAGGUAAUGUUAAAUUAUCUAUACCGAAUGAUGUUCAUGUUAGAAAAAUAAAACUUAAUUUAAUUGGAGAAUUUAAUGUUCAAUAUUUCAGAAGAACUACUAGUGGAUUAAUUAUUGAUCAAAUAGUUGAUCGAUUUUGUAUACUAAAAGUUGAAUGGAAUAACCUUUUAACUAGUCCAGAUGGAAUUAUUCAAUUUGGAAAUUAUGGAGAUGAUGUUAUGCAAUAUUCCAAAAUAGCAACUUUAAAAUCUUCAUCAACAACACAAACAUCAUCAUCAUCGAAACCUUCGGCUGAUAGACCCGUAUUCUUAAGAACAAGUUCACACCCAAUUUUAUCAGCUCAUGGUGUUCCCAGUACUGGAACUGCCAGUCCAGCAGGAAGUAUAACAUCAUCCAAUAAUAGUUCUACAACCUCACUUUUGAAAUUAAGAAAGAGUGGAAUAGAUGGUACACCAUUUGAAAAUCUCAAUCCCAAUCCUAGUCAUUCAUUUUUAUUACCAAAAGGGAAUUAUAAUCUACCAUUUAAAGUAUAUUUACCAACCAAUAUUUGUGAGACUAUUGAAGGAAUAUCAUGUGGGAAAGUUCAAUAUAAAAUGUUAUGUACUAUAUCUCGAGGUAAAUUUGAAAAACCAAUAACAACUAGUAAAUAUAUAAGAAUAUUAAGAACAUUACAUCCUUUGAAUCUCAAUUUAAUUGAUUCAAUAGAUAUUGCCAAUGUUUGGCCUAAGAAAUUACAAUAUAAUGUAUCAUUAGCAAAGAAAGGUGUUGCUAUAGGUUCAACAAUACCAAUUAGUGUAAUUAUUGUUCCAUUGGUUAAAGGUUUAGGAUUAAAAUCUAUUAGUGCAUGUAUUGUUCAACAUUUUCAUGUAUCUCAUGAUACAAAUAAAUCUCCUGAAUAUGAACUCCUUCUUGGUAAGCAAGAUUUAAAGAUUCCAUCUCAUAAUGAAUUGGGAGAAGAUAAGUGGACUAUUAAAACAUUUUAUAAAGUUCCUAAUAAUUUAUCUUCAUUAACCCAAACAUGUGAAUUGAAGAAUAAUUUUGUAACUGUCAAACAUAGAAUAAGAAUAUCAAUUCAACUUAAAAAUAAAGAAGGUCAUGUUAGUGAAUUAAGGGCUAAUUUACCUAUAAAUGUUUAUGUUAGUGCCUAUUCAGGUCAUGUAAUUGCUAAUCAUUUUACUAUUGAUCAAGAAAAUCAAGAUGUAUUUGAAGAAGAUAAACAUAGUCAAGACAUUUUAUUUAAGAAAGAUCGUUCACUUCCUAAUACACCAAACUUAUCAGAUGUUGAAGAUUCUACAGUUGAUAAUGAUUUAGAUCGUGAAGAUGAAGCUCCUCCAUUAUAUCAAGCUCAUGUUUAUGAUAGAGUUUAUGAUAUGAAUUUACCUCAAACUCCUUUAGAACAAUUUCGAUCUCAAGAUAAUACUCCAUUACAUUCAGCUAAUACUUCUAUGACUCAAUUAAGUAGUUAUUUUGAUGAUGCCUUUGGGCUUCAAUCUCAAACAUUACCCAAAACUCCACCUAUUCCUCUUGAUGUUGAAAAGUUAUGUAAGAUUCCAACAUAUGAUCAAGCGGUUGAUGCAGAUGAUGAUGUAGCGGGUGAUCUUAGUACUCCAGCUCCUAAUUAUUCAGAUGAAGAAUCUGAUGAAGAAUCCUCCUUAUCAAGUGAUCUGAUCCCUCGACCUAAAAUGACAAAAUGGAAGUCAAUGGAUAGAAAUCAAUUCCGACUUGGUUCUCGAACCAAUGGAAUUCAUUCAUUACCUCAUUCUCCAUUAUCAAGAUCACCGAUUCGAGGACUCAUUGAUGAAUCAUCUGAAUCAAUUGAUGAACGAGAUAUUCGAGCAAAAUCUCCUACCCCUUCUUUCUCAAGUCUUCCUCAGUUUCACUUAAGAUUCUCGAAGAAGCGUUCAUAG